UACCGGCCAUCAUCGGGAGAUCUCCAUUGCAAACGUUGGUUUGCAUUGUGUGUUCAUGGUAAUCUACCGUUUCCCAUUUUAAUGUGUCCUGUAUGCGUCAAGAUAAAACACAAAUAAAAACGAUGAACAGCACAGAAAACAACAUUCAACACACGGCACUACUUGUGAAAGAUUUGGCCCAGCUGCACGAGAAGAACGACCGAGCGGAUGUAACGUUCAUCGUGGAGAGCAGGCGCAUCCCAGCCCAUCGGGUGAUUUUGGCUGCCAGGAGCGAAUACUUCCAGGCACUGCUGUACGGUGCACUGAUGGAAUCGAUGCAGGACGAAAUCGUUCUGAACGUUCAACUGAAACCAUUCCAGUGUUUGCUGCAGUACAUUUACUCCGGCAGUUUGUCGCUGGACAAAAUGGAUCAGGAAGAGCUGAUCGACCUUGUCAUGCUAGCCGAUCAGUAUGGAUUUGGCGAGUUGAAGAGUGCGAUUGGCUGCUGGUUGUGUAAAAAAAUCCGUCUCACCAAUGUGUGUAUCUUGCUCCGAUGUAGUAGUUUGUUUCAGUUGGGUACGCUGUAUCAUGCGUGCCUGCAGUACAUGGAUCGUCAUGCAGCGCACGUUAUACUGCACAAGUCAUUCUUAACGCUUACCUUCAACCUGCUGAAUGUGUUGUUGGAUCGGAAAAGUUUUUUGAUUAGUGAGGUUGAAAAAUUUCAUGCCAUCCAUAAGUGGUGCCAGCAGCAGAAGGACAGUGCGCAGAGCUUCGCCAAACUGUACCGAAAAGUGUCGUACACAUCGAUGACUUACAACCAGCUGUUUCACAUCGUUCGUCCCUCCCGGGUGCUUCAGCCGGACGAAUUGCUGAAUGUGAUAGCGGUCAAGGAGCAUGCCGAAGUGGUGCAUACCCGUCCCAUACGUUCAUCGAUUUAUAAACGGGAAAUGCUGAUCCCGAGAAACAAUGGGCUGAAAAUUGUAAAACUAGAGUAUGGAAAAAAAAACAUAAGCUAAAGCAUAGGUCGUUGAUCGCUGUAGGGAUUCGGCACAAGUAUUAGCUGUGGUGGGUUAUUUAAAGGAUCAAUAUCAUUUUCAAUCUACUGGAUAGGAUUCAGCAGAGUUCCGUGCUUUGUUACGUACUUUAUUAGAUUGGUAGGAUUUUUUUUUCGUUCAGCUGAAGCGGCACAGCCGUUGCUUUUAAUCGAUUGUUUUUAUUCGCGAAAAAAAACGAGCAAUUUUAUCAUUAUCGUAGUGAGAUGGUCCUCCCAUA
Anopheles stephensi (Asian malaria mosquito) is the source of this 1251-nucleotide messenger RNA. RefSeq names its product BTB/POZ domain-containing protein 9-like. The transcript has 2 exons. Bases 93 to 995 code for a protein of 300 amino acids. Gene Ontology annotation, molecular function: protein binding. NCBI's taxonomy places the organism in Eukaryota, Metazoa, Arthropoda, Insecta, Diptera, Culicidae. The record is from RefSeq and is a predicted model, not a curated record. Gene Ontology annotation, biological process: modulation of chemical synaptic transmission; circadian behavior; adult locomotory behavior.